AUGCCAAUUCGGAGGAGGGUCAGAGUCUUUAAAUACAGGAUGCCCAACGUCCUCUUGCCUCACCCUCGAGACUCUGCAACUGACUUUCUCUUCUCCUCUGACUUUGCUGUUUUCUGCCCUCUUGCUAACAUGGAAGCAACAUGCCUAGUUGUCCUGCUCAGGUUCUGCGUCCAGAUAUUAGCCUUCCCUGUUUACUUGCUGUGGUAUCUGGGUAUCUGGGAACCACUUUGCAAGAAGUUAUUCCCCUGCUUCAUGUCUGUGGCGUCCCUCUAUUAUAACAAGCACAUGUCUGACAAGAAAAAGGAACUGUUCAGCAACCUGAAGGACUUUGCCAGUCCUACGGGGGCCCUCACACUGUUGGAGAUUGGUGCAGGAACUGGCACCAACUUUCAGUUCUACCCCACGGGAUGCAAAAUCAUAUGCACUGAUCCGAACCCCAACUUCCAGAAGUUUUACAACAAGAGCCUGGCUAAAAAUCCACAUGUGCAGGUGGAACGCUGUUUGGUGGCUCCGGCUGAGGACCUGCACCAGGUACCAGCUGCAUCGGUGGAUGUGGUGGUUUCAACGACGGUGCUAUGCUCUGUGAAGAGCCCCGAGCAAGUUAUGAAAGAAAUCCUACGGGUGCUGAGACCGGUAAGUAGCUCACGCCGUGGGAAGAACAAGGACAAUUCAGUAACUGCAGGGGCAUGUGUAUUCUCGGGUGUUAAGUCAAUUCUAUAUCCGUUGGGGAAUCACAAAUGCAGGUAGAUGGAUUCAGAUCCCUUGUUGUUCCUGCGUAAACCAAUUUGCUUCUGAGCUAUUUACAUUCUCAUAAGUUGCAAAUGUUGGGAUCACUCCCUUGCUUUUCUCCCUAACUAAAGUUAGGAAGAAACAAUCCCACACUCUGUGUUAUUGAGGGCACCUUAGACAGAUCCUAGACAUGCCUCUUAUUAUAUUGUCCGUUGUUGUUGCGCGCUUGUGAAAGACCAAAGCAAAUUUUUAAACAUGCUUGUCUCUGAUGUUGAAACUGAUAAGAGGGUUGGGCAGGAAGGCCCAGUAUACCUGAAGCAGCCUCUCCACUCCCGUCGUUCAGCCCGGACACUGUGAUCCAGCUCCGAGAGCAGUGAAGGGAACCACACAGAGGGCCUUCUCGGUAGUGGCACCCACCCUGUGGAACGCCCUGCCAUCAGAUGUCAAGGAAAUAAACUUUUAGAAGACAUCUCAAGGCAGCCCUGUUUAGGGACGUUUUUAAUGUUUGAUCUUUUAUCGUGUUUUUAAUAUUCUGUUGGGAGCUAUCCAGAGUGGCUGGGGAAACCUGUAUGUAUGUAUGAAUAAAUAAAUAAAUAAAUUAUUAUUAUUAUUAUUUCUCCUCCUCACAUUUCAGCCUCUCUGCAUUUGUUUUGUGUCUAUCCCCACCUGCCUUUAAAAAAAAAAAAAAUAGAAUGAUUCAUGUCUGGGAAUGGCUUUUUAAACACAUUAUAGCCUCUCUUUCCUUUCGAAGUAUAGUGAGUAAAAUGUAUCUGUUUCACCCACUGAGAUUUCCUUGACAUCUUCCAUCUCUGCUUACCAAUGAAACUGGCAAAGUCGGGGGCAAACUCAAAAUCACCAUUGGCUAAGCUGUUAACUGACUCUAGUGACAGAUCCCAUACCCUCCAACAUUUAUUUGAUGAAAAUAGGGACAUCCUAUUAAACAACAACAGCAGCAAUUGUAUUAUUGGUUGCCCCAACCACUCUGGGUUGCUUUCAACAUACAUAAAAACAUAAUAAAACAUAAAACAUUUUUUUAAAAAUCCCUAUACAGGGCUGCCUUCAGAUGUCUUCUAAAGGUUGUAUAGUUACUUAUCUCCUUGGCUUGGGGGUCACAUAACUACAUAUCCUCCAACUUUUCUCUGAUGAAAAUAGGGACUGAGGAAAAGCAGGACAUUCCAGGAUCAAAUCAGAAACCGGGACGUAAUUUCUAGGGCUCUUAGCAUAGGGACAUGAUCCAGACCAAACAGUUAUUAUCUUUCUCCCUGCAACACGACCAAUUUGGACAGCUGCCACAAAAAAUAAAAUAAGGUAGCAUUAAGUGCAGAGUAGACCUAUUAAAAUGAAUGAACCUCUCUUAGUCACCGUGAUUACCGUAAUUUCAAUAGGUCUACUUAGUUAAAUACCUGCCAGGGUACUAGGGUGGAUGAAGUUAUAUAAACCUCUCCUUCAAGCCCAGUGGCCUGAUGAGGAUGUAAAUUGCCCUCACCAGAAAAAGGGAUAGCUCCCCUUUUCAACUCUUACAUCUGUAUGGAUCCAUACUGACUUUUGGUCUUUCUCAGCAUUGGCAUGCAGCUCUCAAAGGGUUUGCUAAGCAUGACUGCAACCUUGGGCCGAAAAGGUUAGUUAGUUACCCCAGUUCACAAUCCUAAAAGCACCCAACAUAAAUAAACUUCGGAAUUUUGAACAGUUUACAUACCAGUUCACAGUGUACCGGUACUUGAAUUUACAGUUUUCACAAUCAGUUAUUUGAGAAACGAGCCCUUAAACUCAACCUGUUAAUCAUUAACAUGUCCAAGGACUGAACUGGGGUCAGGUUUGACAAUUUUUCACGUUGGCAAAAAGCGGUUGUGAAAAGCUCCAAAAGGAUUUCUCCAAACCAUAGAACCAACUCCUAGGGGCCGAGGUCCCAUUGACCCCACGAAUAAAAUAUUUGAGGGGGCCGGGAACCCCCAUAGGUGGUGGGCAAUACGAUUAAAAUGGAGUGUGUCUGUGUACUACUUCUUGUGGUUGAUUAUAUGGGGAGGGGCAUACCUGGCCUUCCCCAAUAUUUUAUUCAAGUUGGCACUCCUGCUCCAAACUGAGCGAAUGGGCAUUAAAAUGGCCAAUGAAGUUCAAAGUAAUCAAGUGUAGAGUGAUUUGGGGGUGAUAAAUAAAUAUAAAAUCACGUAUAACCUCAGGAAUCCUAAAUUGGUGGUAAGUGACCAGGGAUGAGACUUUGCAGCCAUAGCAGAUAGUUUGGUGAAGAGGUUGACCCAGCUUGUAGCAGCUGUGAGAAAAGGCAGAUAUGGAGAUGUGUAAUGUUAUGCUCGGAAUGGAGAAAGCAGACAGAGAAAUCAUAGAAUUGUAGAAUUAGAAGGGAGCCUGAGGAUCAUCUAGUCCAACCCCCUACAAGGAAGGAAUAUGCAACUGUCCCGUACAGGGAUCGAACCUGCAACCUUGGCAUUCUCAGCACCAUGCUCUAACCCACUGAGCAGUCUGUGUUCCUCUCAUAAGACUAGAACCCCAAAGCCAUCCAAUGCAGCUGAAUGUGGGAAGAUUCAGGACAGAAUUCAGGGAGGCAGUGGCUGUUGCCAUGAAAAGUUAACAGCACUCUGAUACCAUUAGCGCUGAUUAUGCAAAGGAAUAUCUGAGGAAAUCCAAAGGAGAAUAGAAAGUAACUUAUAUGCAUUCAUUUCUUUUUCUCCAGGGUGGCGCUUACUUCUUCCUAGAACACGUUGCAGGUGCUCCUUCCAGUUGGACUCUCUUCUGGCAGCAGAUCUCUGAUCCAACUUGGAUAUGUCUGUUUGACGGGUGCCACAUGACCAGAGAAACCUGGAACGUCCUGGAAAAAGCUGGCUUCUCAGAGCUGAAGCUACGGCACAUAGAUGCCCCUUUAAAAUGGCCCCCUAUUAGGCCGCAUAUCAUAGGUUAUGCUGUAAAGUAG
Podarcis lilfordi (Lilford's wall lizard) is the source of this 3652-nucleotide messenger RNA. The record is from the annotation of a GenBank genome assembly. Lineage: Eukaryota; Metazoa; Chordata; Lepidosauria; Squamata; Lacertidae.